Messenger RNA from Aedes albopictus (Asian tiger mosquito), 2338 nucleotides. It is a transcript of the gene mRRF2, whose product is annotated as ribosome-releasing factor 2, mitochondrial. Gene Ontology annotation, cellular component: mitochondrion. Bases 61 to 2283 code for a protein of 740 amino acids. Gene Ontology annotation, biological process: mitochondrial translation; ribosome disassembly. Gene Ontology annotation, molecular function: GTP binding; GTPase activity. The transcript is spliced from 4 exons. The record is from RefSeq and is a predicted model, not a curated record. Lineage: Eukaryota; Metazoa; Arthropoda; Insecta; Diptera; Culicidae.
ACAAACGUGCGACGAACGGACCGGUCAGUGGCAGACUGCAUCCUUCUGCACUGCAUCAGCAUGUUGUGCAAUCGGUCGGUUUCCUGCCGAAUCAAGCAGUUCUUCCGACAUGUCACCAACAUCCGCCGGAAUCACUCCGCAUCUGACCACCCACUGCAGGAGAAGUACAUUCGUAACAUCGGAAUCCUGGCGCAUAUCGAUGGAGGUAAAACCACCACCACCGAGCGGAUGCUGUUCUAUUCCGGAAAAACGAACGUCCUCGGUGAGGUCCAUCACGGCAAUACGGUGACAGACUUCCUGGUGCAGGAACGGGAACGCGGGAUAACGAUCUGCAGUGCGGCAGUCAGUUUCGACUGGCGAGACUAUCGGAUAAAUCUGCUGGACACACCGGGUCACAUUGAUUUCACGAUGGAAGUCGAACAGUCGCUUGCGGCCGUUGACGGAACGGUGGUCAUUUUAGACGGAUCGGCCGGAGUCGAGGCACAGACGGUCACGGUGUGGAACCAAGCCGAUAGGCACCACUUGCCGCGGGUGGUUUUCGUGAAUAAGAUGGACAAGGAGAAUGCGGAUUUCGAUGGGUGUUUGCAGGAUUUGCGGAAGAAGCUGGGAGUGGUUCCGUUGCCCAUACAGCUUCCGUUCAUGGAGCAGGGAAAGCUGGCAGGCAUAAUCGACAUCCUAUCGGGAACGCAGGUAAUUUUCGAUAAAAAUUCACACGGUAGAUCGUACAAGACCAUCCCGCUGGCGGAAGCAGCUCUAGCCCAUGCACAGGACAAGCUGUAUGAAACCAUCGAUGCCCUUUCCGGGCUGGACGAUCAUCUCGCGCAGGCGAUCAUCGAAUCGGACAGUAUGGAAAAUGUAAACCCACAGUUGGUGUUCGAUGCAAUCCGUUCGUGCACAAUGAAGCAACAGAUUGUACCGGUCCUGUUGGGGUCCGCGUACAAAAACAUUGGAGUUCAGCUGCUGAUGGAUGCCGUGCUGCGAUAUUUACCUGCCCCAAACGAACGGAAUGAAAUCUACAAUUGCUUUGGGUCCGACUUCGUGGGAAAGGUAUCGAAAGUGACCCACGACAAGCAGCGAGGACCUCUGAGCCUGGUUCGUGUUUUCCGAGGUACCCUAAAAAAAGGCUCUAAAAUUGUAUCGCCCAAAGGCAGCACCGAUACCGUUCAACGAAUCUAUGCCCCCUGGGCUGACGAGUAUCGAGAAGUUAACUCCAUAGGGGCGGGUAACAUUGGACUUUGCGCUGGUCCCAAAUCAACGGUCACCGGAGAUCUGGUGGCUUCCAGUACCAGUUCGUUGCGAGCCGCGUUCAAAAAACUUAUUGGUUCGGAAAACGGUGGAGAUGAUGGCGACCUGGACGAGGUCUUAGCCACAAAGCUAUCGCUUCAAACGGUCGUUCCCGAUGCGGUGUACUUUUGCUCCAUAGAGCCACCGUCCUCGGCUUACCAAGUGGCCUUGGACAAUGCUCUGAGGGAGAUUCAGCGGGAAGAUCCCAGCUUGAGGGUGACCUACGACGAAACCACAAUGCAAACCGUGCUCGGCGGCAUGGGCAAGCUUCACCUGGAGAUCAUCAAGUCCAGAAUUCUAACGGAGUACAAAAUCGAUGUAGAUCUAGGUGCCCUCCAAAUUGCUUACAAAGAAACCUUGGAAGAGCCGUGCCGUGGGAGCUGGACGGCCGAAAAAGAAAUUGCAGGACACAAGCAAUUUGUUCGCAUGGAAUUGACCGUUCAUGCCCUGAAAAACAACGAGAAGUUCCGUCUGGACAACUCGCCAGAAGCGCAGGAGAAUCUAAAAAUGAUCCGCCCUCGACAAAUGUCCUACGUUCGGAAGGGAUCAAUAGCGGCGUUGGAACGCGGUCCCAAAUUGGGCGGCCAGUUGAUGGACGUCGGAAUCACGCUGCACAGUUUGACCAUCGGCAAAGGAACGGCCGAUACCUUCAUCAUGGCGGCCACGGCCCAAUGCGUACGGCACGUACUAUCAUCGGCCAACGUGCGUCUUAUGGAACCCAUUAUGCUACUGGAAAUAGCGAUGCCCUCCGAGUAUCUGAAUCCGAUCCUAGCCGAUCUGGGACGGAGGAGGUGCACGGUGCUGGAUGUUAGCUCCAGGGGCCAUCAACACAAAGUUUUACGAGCCAAUGCUCCCCUGGCCGAACUGGAGGACUAUUCCAGUGAAGUGAGGUGUAUUAGUUCCGGGAAUGCCAGCGUUUCGAUGGAACCCAACGGGUACGUACUGUUGAACGAGAUGGACGAGGAGAGCGCUAUUCGAAGGGCUCACGGUUUGGAGUAGACGGUAGGUAAGUCAAGUUGUUAUGCAAUAAUAGGUGAUUUUAAAAUUGUUCCUA